Molecule: messenger RNA, 2238 nt
Organism: Rhizophagus irregularis DAOM 181602=DAOM 197198
Lineage: Eukaryota; Fungi; Glomeromycota; Glomeromycetes; Glomerales; Glomeraceae
Source: RefSeq, a predicted model, not a curated record
AUGACAUUUAUUCAAAUAAUUCGUGUUAAUAAUUCAGUAACUGAUUUAAAUGGUAAAAUAUAUGUAGAUAGAUAUUUAUCAAUUCGCACAAUUUAUCCAAAUAGAACAAUUAAUGCAUUUGAUAUUUCAAUUGAUAAAUUGGAAAUACAACCUUUUAAUUUUUGUAUAAAUCAACUUCGUAACCCUAUUCAAUUUUACCCUGCAACAAGUAAUUUUUUGUUAGUAACUUAUAUGACUUAUACGAAUGAAAGUACUUAUGAAGAUUGGGCAAUGGUUGUCGAUUUAAGUGGAAAUAUCCUCAGUAAAACUUUUUUAGGACGUGCUUAUGUUGAUCGCUGGCCACUUUUCCAAGCAAAUAUUAUAUUUAAUGUUAAUCAUGACAAAGGAUUUCUUCGUGUAGUACCUAAAACAAAUACUACUUUGCUGCAACAAUUCAUAAUAUCUAAUGAUGGGACUGUUCAAAAUAUUACAGAAGAAGUAGAAAUACCUUCUCCACCACCAAAUCCGAAUCUCAUUCAAUAUAUUGCAACGAUGGAUAAUGGAUACGCGAUUAUUUAUGCCAAUAUUUCAGACACCACUGGUUUAUCACAGGGAGGAAUUUACGGCAUAUUUUUAAAUUAUGAGAGUAUUAAUAUACGAGGUCCAAUGAUUCUUUAUCAAAUUCCAAGUCAAGGGUUAAGCUUUACUGCACUUUAUUGUGAUAAUACUUUCGUAGUUGGACAAACUUGUACAUUAGCCGUAAACCCUACAACUCCAAACACAUUAAACAAAUUUUAUAUUACUAAAAUUGAUUUUCUUACAUCGGGUCUUAUAAAUAAUAUUCAAAUGAUUCCAUUUCUAGACUUUAGCCAAUGUAAAUUUAAGUUAUUACCAUACGGAGGUUAUUUUAUAAGUAACAUGACAUCUACUACAGAUCCGUUUAAAAAUAAUAUCGAUGGUUUUAUUUUGAAUGACAAUGGAUUUUAUAGAUGGAACCUUACAAAUCCUAGUGUGACAAAUUUUAAAGGUGAUUUUAUAAUUUUACCAAAUAAUACACUUAUGUUUCCUCAAUCGGAGGGAUUACAAAGUUGGAAUUUGACCGCAAUUGAAUUAUAUAAAGUUCAGGAAGAUCAUGGUUAUAAAGAUGAGGGAAACGAAACUAUCGUAAAUGUUACAAUAAUUAGUAGUACAUUCAAUAAGCUUGGUGGAAGUUACUAUGUCUUAAUUGAAGAUGGUUUUGUAAAGAGGCGAGCUUUUGACACACCUAUCUUUGGUAUACAGAGAAAAUCUAUUUGGACUUUUAUAACAAAUACAGCCCAAGAAAAUUCUGAUGGUAAUAAAGAUGUCGAAGGAAAAGUUCGACUGACUCCAGAAGGGACUGCUUAUUUUUUGGUCCUUGAUAUUAUUAAACGUGAAGAAUUUUAUAAGAAUUUAACAGAUCAGUUGGCUAAUGCUAUUCCCAUUAGUCCAAAACGAAUAACUACUAGUAGAAAAUAUGAAACUGACGCUACACUUCCUAAAGAUUCUCUAAAACAAAUUAUUCUAACUAUUGAUAUUAAAAGAUAUGAAGAUAGUGAUUAUGGAUAUCAGCUUAUACCUAAAUGGAUAGAUGCGAAUUGGGUUAAGCUUCUUGUAACAGCCGUAUUUGAAAUCUUAUUGUAUUUAUUUUUUGCUGUGAAAAAAUAUUCUGUAAUUUUUGAAUGUGUAUAUGCUAUUGCAGAUUUUAUAACGGGUAUCAUUUUUGCUAUUGUAGAUUCACAAAAGUAUUAUGAAAUUUAUAUUAUAAGCGUUUUCUUUGUAAUAUUACCAUUUAUUGUAAAUUUAGGAUUUGCAUUUAAAACUACAAUUGGUGUACUUGUAAGAGAAUUAACACUAAAGAAAAGUGAUGAAGAUAUAAAAGAAGAAGAUAUAAAAGGAAGUAACUCAGGGGAAAGUAAUACAGGGGAAAGUACUCGAAGUAGCUCAAUUAUCGCAAUGAUUGAGGGAAUUAAGGGAACUCCUGAUACUAAGGAUACUAAGGAGCUGAAAAAGACAUAUGAUAGUUUGAGUCCAAGUCAGAAAAGCAAAUAUAAUAAAUUAUCCAAUGAAUCAAAAAUCUCGUUUUUGAAACUGAUCCGCAAAGGAAAACGGUUAAAUGAUAUUUUAGUGAUAUUCACGUUAUUAGGAGGAAUUAACAUUGAAAAUUUAAACUUACUUGAAUUAUAUUUAUUCAGUACUAAUACUAAAUUAUCUCCUUCAUCAAGAAGUAAUAUAAUGUGA